GUAUCUGGCCCAAGGUCACUUCGACAUGCAGACUGGAGGGGAUCGAACUGCUGAUCAUGUGAUUUCACACGCUGCCCCAUUAAAGGUUGAAAAGAGGUUUGUCCUUUCGGCGAACAAGCAGACUAUCUGUAAUAUGUAAAGAGCGGAGUCAUGUUUAGAGUUGGUUUUUACAUUAUUUGAUCGUUUGUGCUUGUUGCCUGUCCUACCAUGUAGUUUUGCAUUGAUGGUAGCGUCGUUUUAAAAUCCCUCAGUGUCUCUAAAAGUACAAUAAUUAUCUCUAUGACACCAGCAGGUAUACAACAACGACGACACCAACACAGAUCAGACAAUAAGAAGGAAUUUAUCUGACAACCAUUGUUCUGGACGAUGUACAAAAAAACAGUCGUGUUGGUGUGAGAGUCGGGUUUUGUCUGUAGGAGGAGCUAAAAGAACAGACUGUCUACUGUACACCGUCACAGUCAAAAGGCUCCUACCAUCCACCUGACAGAGAGAGACUGUGAGUUAGUGUGCAUGCAGCAGUCACAGGUAAGACGAAUCACAUUGUGUAUGAUUUUCAAAAAGUUAACAGACUUUAUUGUGCAUGUUUUAGUGUCUGCAUGCAUUUUAAUCUGCCUCAUGUUGCAAACUUCUUCAGAUAUUUGUGCAUCAUUUCCAGGAUCAGUGUCUCGUUGCUUGUUCUUGUGUCCUUGCACAUAUUAAUCUCUAUCCGUGCGACUAUUUUCUUCCUUGUAAACGUUUGUAGAUAAAAGUUUGUCGGUGUGUGUGUGUGUGUGUUAAGUUUGUUUGCAUGCUGAAGCUUGAAUGUGAUCCCUCUGUCUGUGCCGAUGGGUAGACAAAGUGUCAGGUUAGUUUGGCCUUCUCAGAUUUACUUUGUAAAUGCUUUUAGCUCGCACGCAAACAAGUUGCCGUGAAGGCGAAGCCACGGGGAUGAAGUGUGGUUUGUAAAUGUAGCUCCACAUCGCUGCCUUACACUGCAUUCGGAUUUAUGUCUCUGGAGAAGGUGGGUGGUUUCUACUUUCUACUGAAUAUGAGGACAAAUGAAAGUCAUCAGGCCCCAUAAAAGCUCAAAAUGUCUGUUGUAAUGGCAGCUACAGGUAGGUACUCGUAUUCUCUUUUGAACCCUGAUUUUGACUCACAGUGUCUUUGCCUCACCUCUCUCCCUCACCGCCUCCCGUUUAACUCUCACACCUCCACCUGAGGAGGCUUUUGGCUUCUCCACCUGCCCCCUAUAAUGUUUCCUAAUCAUCCACCUUUUUAUUUCCUACACAGUUUCUGUAUCUUCAGUUUACGAUGCUGCAUGGCUGCAUCGCUGGUGUUCAGACUACAUGACAGAGGUCCGGAGGUGGUGAGGGAGGUGCUCCUGGAGCGAGGAUGGAAGGAAUACAACGAAAGAAAAUGUGAGAAGGAGGACUGGAACCUCUACUGGAGGGGCUCUGCUUUUCGCAACUCGGAGUAUUACGACCUGUUGCCAUGGCAGCGCCUCAACCACCACCCCAAGACGGUUGGCAUCACACGCAAGGACUGCUUGGCACGCAACCUGAGGAGAAUGAGAGCCACCUUCGGUUCAUCGCUCUAUGACUUCAGUCCCACCGCCUUCAUCCUCCCCAACGACUACACCCGCUUCCUGGCUGAAUACAACAAACUACGUCAGGCCAGAGGACCGUCCGUUUACUGGAUAUGUAAGCCGGUGGAUCUCUCCAGAGGCAGAGGAAUCUUCAUCUUUGAGGAUAUUAAGGAUUUGGUCUAUGACUGCUCCGUGAUCGUACAGAGGUACAUCAGUAACCCUUUGCUGAUCUCCGGCUACAAGUUUGACCUGAGGAUCUACGUAUGCGUGAAGAGCUUUCAUCCGCUGACCGUUUACGUCCAUCAGGAAGGCCUGGUGCGUUUCGCCACCGAGAAGUACAACCUGUCAUCUCUGCACAACACGUACGCCCAUCUCACCAACACCAGCAUCAACAAAUUUGGGCCCUUCUACAAAACGGAAAAAGGGAGAGUCGGCCAAGGAUGCAAGUGGACGAUGAGCAAGUUCAGACAUUAUCUCCACAGCCAAGACAUCAACCAGCUUCUUAUGUGGCAGAGGAUCAGCAACAUUGUCACUCUGACCCUCCUCACCAUCGCUCCAUCGGUCCCCUCCUGUCCCAACUGUGUGGAGCUGUUCGGCUUUGACAUCCUUCUCGACGUCAAGUUUAAACCUUGGCUGCUGGAGGUUAACUACAGCCCUGCGUUGACUCUGGACUGCCAAGCGGAUAUCACAGUGAAGAAAGGUCUGAUCAGCGAUCUGAUUGAUCUGAUGAACUAUACGCUGACGGACAGCUUGAGAGAGAGAGCUUUUUACAGACAAGGGUCAAGACAACCUUGUUUCCAUGCUAGCCACAUGUCACAUGUUACACCUGUGCUCUCAAAGGUCAAAGAAACCAAGUUUCAUAGCGGUGACCAGUCCUCACAAACUCAGACCCUCCCUCAGCUAAAAACUGUUUGCCAGGCUGAAAGGAUUAACCGAAGACGACGUCCUUUUAUAGACGACUACCAAAGACACCUUCCCCCUGUUGACUUAAACCAGCUGACUGCAGCCAGGGGCAAAAUAAUUAACACCACAGCCACAGAAACCCACACAGACAAGACCCUAAACCUGAUACUCGGCCCACAUUCUAGGACAAACAUGUCGGUGGUAGACAGGCAGACAUGUCCGGCUCUCCCAACGAAGCUAAUGGACAACGCGAGUCUUCGUGUGUCUGAGGUUACAAACCAUGACGACACUGAAACAGAAGCUGGCACGGAGCUCUCGAGACAGACAAACGUUUCCUCUUCGAUACAUGAGAUCCCGCAGAGGCGGGUGGGAUUCAGACGUUCUUCUGGAUCCUGGAAGCUCCCAAACAUUUACAGUGGGAAUCACAGGCCGGUGAGGAUUCCUUUGGAGGGAACCACGGCAGUGAACGGACACAACAUCCCUCCACUCAGAGUUGGUGGCUUCAUUCGGACCUUCCCAUUCAACACGGCCACUCUGAAAGCCUCGCAGCAGAAACUGGACGUCAAGUUAAUCAUACAGGAGCUCCACAAGCUCACGGGUCAGUUGGCCACAUCGGACCAGAAGUUGAGGAGAGAAGAAGAGGAGGAGGAGGUGAAGAGAAACAAAGACGGUGAAGAAGACUUUGAUUCACUGUUGUGGGGGCCAAAGGAUCCUCCGUUGCUCAGUCAAUGCUCCAAACACACUUAGUGAUGUUCUCUAUAUGGAUUUGUUGCAACUC
Larimichthys crocea (large yellow croaker) is the source of this 3245-nucleotide messenger RNA. RefSeq names its product tubulin tyrosine ligase-like family, member 2 (gene ttll2). The transcript is spliced from 3 exons. Gene Ontology annotation, cellular component: ciliary basal body. Lineage: Eukaryota; Metazoa; Chordata; Actinopteri; Sciaenidae. Gene Ontology annotation, molecular function: tubulin-glutamic acid ligase activity; tubulin binding. The record is from RefSeq and is a predicted model, not a curated record. Bases 1232 to 3214 code for a protein of 660 amino acids. Gene Ontology annotation, biological process: protein polyglutamylation; microtubule cytoskeleton organization.